UUAUUUUUCGUUUGUAUCAUGAAUCAGAUCACGAAGGCCUUAUUUAGCUUGUCCCCGAAAAGCCAUUAACUCAGUUAAAAUAUUCACAUUGUGUUUUAUAACCAGUGCCAAUAUUAGGCAUCAAUUUGUCUAAAAAACAUCAAUAUGCAGCAGCGAAUCUGGAUUCUUCUAAUCUUCUGGUGCAUGCUCCAGCAAACAACUGCUAGAUACAAGAAACGAACAGAUUCGUUUCAAGUUACUCGGAGGAUGAAAUCGUUACCAGCCGACAGUACUGAUUACGACUACGACUAUCACUUCGCAAAUCCAGAUUGGUCGCGCAUUUGCCUCGAAGACAGAUUUGAGGUUGAGAGGCGCCAUUUGGAAAACUUCCUGAUGAACAAUUCCAAUACAAAAGCCACUCUCCUCUCUUUGGGAUGUUCUAAGUAUGACCAUGAAUUUCUUCACGCGAUAUACGAGAACAAGUUCAAAGACCAGUUAUUCGAAAUCGAAUGCGGAGGUGUGACGUCAUUUUUAUGGUGGAACUCCAAUAAUAAAGAUGCAAUUAAAAUGUCAGUCUCUCCGACAAUACCAACCGAAGCUGAAAUAAACAGAGCACAUGGUGAAACGGAUGAGAUGUGAGUGAAAAAGGGAGACUUUAUGAUGAAAAGCUGGAUUAAAAACGAAUCUAAUUUAAAUCAGUUGAAGCAAAGCAUGCAGAAAAUAAUAACGAUUGAUAUUAAAGGAUGGUAUUAAAAU
Messenger RNA from Symsagittifera roscoffensis, 735 nucleotides. RefSeq lists its product as uncharacterized. The record is from RefSeq and is a predicted model, not a curated record. NCBI's taxonomy places the organism in Eukaryota, Metazoa, Xenacoelomorpha, Acoela, Convolutidae. The transcript is spliced from 4 exons. The coding region runs from base 145 to 618 and encodes 157 amino acids.